AUGUGCUCGUCAUGCCGCAGCGACAAGAAGCCUGACUGUGAGAGCAGCCCACCUGCACCUCAGCCCUGCACUGAGUCUGGAAGUGGGGUGAUCAAAUCCUGCUCCACUAUUAGAAUCUACAAGUUGGACACAAGUGAGCUGUACCAGUUUAUUCGAAGCUGCUCAAGUUCAGAAAAUCCCGGAUGUUUUAACAGCAAGCCAGGAUAUAAAACUUGCGCACAGAUUUGCUACACGGACGGAUGUAAUUCUGCUUGGACGUUACACAAACAUCCCUGGUUAUUUGUUCCCAUGUUCGUAUCUGUAGCCACACUAGUUUACAGCACUUUGUGUUAA
Molecule: messenger RNA, 333 nt
Organism: Candidula unifasciata
Lineage: Eukaryota; Metazoa; Mollusca; Gastropoda; Stylommatophora; Geomitridae
Source: the annotation of a GenBank genome assembly